Molecule: messenger RNA, 4790 nt
Organism: Acanthopagrus latus (yellowfin seabream)
Lineage: Eukaryota; Metazoa; Chordata; Actinopteri; Spariformes; Sparidae
Gene: arhgap1
Product: Rho GTPase activating protein 1
Exons: 13
Coding region: 287-1576 (429 amino acids)
Biological process (GO): small GTPase-mediated signal transduction; negative regulation of endocytic recycling
Cellular component (GO): cytoplasm
Molecular function (GO): GTPase activator activity
Source: RefSeq, a predicted model, not a curated record
CGAUGUAUCUAACGUUUAUUUUGAAAAAAUUGGAAACCGGAAGAGGUGUUGACGCAGAUCUUAGCUGUCAACAACGCUGGUCAGGUCUACAUCUCUUACAGACGCCACACAGCCUACCGGGUGACCACAAAGGAACUGUACAAUUACGGAUUCUGGCCACUGCUCUGUGGAAGCUGCAGCUCUGUGUGCGUGGCCGUGUGUGUAUGUGUGCGUGUGUACCUGAGACAUCACUGUGCAGUGCGUGUGAGUAGGUGUUGUGUAGCACCGUUUCUGCAGCGUGUGUGUGAUGUCUUCAGAGCUGCUGGUAGAUUUGGGCGAAGACCCUGCGUCCCAGUUAGGACAGCUGAAGCUGGCCACAAUAGAGGACCAGCAGUGGCCCGCAGAUGAGUCUACUCUCAGCAAGUCAGAGACGGACCUCUCCCAGCGCUUCGAUGCUGGCUCUCCCCACCUGCCCUGGGACCAUCCCUUCUAUGACAUCGCCAGGCAUCAGAUCAUUGAAGUGGCAGGUGAUGAUAACUUUGGCAGGAAGGUGAUAGUGUUCAAUGCCUGCAGGAUGCCUCCACAUCACCAGCUGGACCAUCACAAGCUGCUGAUGUAUCUUAAAGGAACACUGGAUCAGUAUGUUGAAAGUGACUACACGCUGAUCUAUUUCCAUCAUGGCCUGACGAGUGAAAACAAACCAUCUCUGGGUUGGCUACGAGAUGCGUACAGGGAGUUUGAUAGAAAGUACAAGAAGAACAUCAAGGCUCUGUAUAUCGUCCAUCCCACCAUGUUCAUCAAGACUCUGCUGAUCCUCUUCAAACCAAUUAUCAGCUUCAAGUUUGGCAGGAAGAUCAACUACGUGAGCUACCUGAGUGAGCUGGAGGAUGUGGUGAAGUGUGAGCAGCUGAUAAUUCCUGCUCGUGUCAAAGAGUACGACAACAAGUUGAGAGCGUCUCUGAAACCAACCGCCCAGCCUCCCAUGUCUCCGCCUCGCAGCCCUCCCCUGCCCAACCAGAUGUUUGGUGUGCCACUUGCAGUGCUCAGACAGAGGAGUCCAGAUGGGGACUGUGUUCCUGUGGUGAUGAGAGACACCAUUUCCUUCCUCUCUGAGCAAGGUUUGGAGAUUGAGGGGAUCUUCAGACGGUCUGCCAACGUGACUCUGGUGAAGGAGGUCCAGCUCAAAUAUAACUCAGGUGCCACAGUGGAUUUCAGAGAGACUGAAGACGUCCACUUGGCUGCUGUGAUCCUGAAGACGUUCCUGAGGGAACUCCCCGAGCCUCUGCUGACCUACCAGCUCUACAACGACAUUGUCAACUUUGCUUCUGUACCCAGUGAGAGCCAGGUGACAGUUAUGAAGACACUGGUAGAGUCGCUGCCAGAGGAAAACUACACAUCACUGCGAUACCUCAUCACAUUCCUGGCCCAGGUAUCAGCCAACAGUGAAGUGAAUAAGAUGACCAACAGUAACCUGGCUGUGGUCUUCGGUCCGAACCUGCUCUGGGGGCGGGACAACGCCAUGUCACUCAGCGCCAUUGGGCCAAUCAACAACUUCACCAGAACCCUGCUGGAUCAGCAGCAUCUGGUCUUCACCUAAACUCCAGCCUGCGGUCUCUCUUCCAGUCAGAACCCCCACUGACACCCCGCCUGCCCCCACAGCAUUUAGCCUUGAGAUCAGCCCAGCUCCCGGCCAAUCAGGAGCUUCUUCGGGGUUCUUCUUUAACAACAGCACUUAGACAAGUCAACUUUAUCUGCUUUUUUUUUUUCUUCCGUUAAACACCGCACAAGAUCCUAUAAAGAUCCUGUGGACCAAUUACAUUUCAUUCGCCAGUCUUUGCAUUGCGAUUGGCCCAUUAACAGUGUCUUGUUGUCAAGUGGUACUACUAGCUUCUGGCCGCCUUUCCAUUUCCAUCUGACUCGUAGCUUCAGUGUAUGUUGACAGAAAUGAUACAUGUGUUUUUAUUACAGCUGAAUACAACCCUUAUAGAGCACAAAUUAAACAGCCAGUGAGUAGUUGAAGCGGAAAUAGACAACUUUUCAAGAAAUCUGUACCAGUGGCAGGGUGAACAGCAUAGUGAUGUGAAGCAAAAAGUUGUCUGUUGCUGGUUUAACUUACCAUCCAUUCACACUGGUUUCACUGUUGACUCCAGAGGCAGUGAUUUAUCCCCUGUAGUUGAAGGCAACGACAAAGUCUGUCCCUUUUCAGGACACAAAUGCGCCCAAGUAAAAUAUUCAUCGAUCAGAUUGGUCCCUGUGUGAAUAGAGUCUCACACAACCGCUGGCUUCAAUACAGGCAAAAUGCUGUGGCUCUUCCACCAUCCCUUUACACCUUACAAACCCUUCAGAGGUCCCAUUCCUAACUGCUGAUGUUUGUACUUGUAUUUUAGUGUGUCUCAGGCCCAACCUGAACACAGUCUGGUUAUCAUCUUUCAUCUCUAUAGGGAGAUUAAUAGCAGUUGGACUUAGACGUCCCCAGUCUUUCUCUGUAAAUCUGUCCUGUGCUGUUGUCAGUCAGUCCUCUGUGCUGUUUUCUAUUUAGUGCCAAAAGACAAAAACAAAACCUGGCCUCCAGCUUUCACAAAAAGACAGGAAGAGACGGAGAGGAGGAAAGAGGGGGGAGAUAACGCAUAUUGAAAAAUAGCCACCGAUAAUGAAACGGCGCGCUUACCAAACGUCCCCUCUGUAAUUAUGAACCCAAACUAAAGAGAGGACAGACGAAGAGAAUGGAGGUGUGAUCUCCAUGAAAGUCUCAGGUUAACUCGCAACCGGUGAACUUGGUACCAGAUGUUGACAAUCUAUGAAAUGCUGUGAUUAAAGUAAACAGUAGAAUAGGAGCGAUGUGGUUCUUCUAGUGGCUGAUGAAGUGUUAGAACCCAAACACAGCUGUGCAUGUGGAUUUUACGAGUGCUGGAUCUGGACCUGGUGUAGGUGUCAGACUUACUAACAGCGCUGUAAUAUACUGUGCUAUAUCCUGAUAGUUUAUGUAUGAUUCUUUAUAGCUCUGUCCUUACUCUAAUUGACACUUAAUAUUGUAUAAAUGAUAUUAUCUCGGGACUUCCAGACGUUUUCCCUGUCACAGCGUUAUUAUCGACUAAACUCUUCGUCAUUAUAGAAACUGUGAUUUUGUCAUGUCUCAUGGUAGCACAUCAGAGUAGCUGGUUUUUUUUUUUUUUUAUGGUACGGGAUAAACAGCUGAUAUAACUCCAUACGGUGAAGUCUAAUAUCAGUAAAGCUGUUCACUGGAAGUACCCAGGGCCUUCAUUUAAUUCUGGUGGUGAUUGCAGGCGUUCCACUUUUGCCAGUCAGGCUACCGGAGCAUCCAGUGGGCUUUACGGUAACAGGAACUCGGAAGCACAGAGAGGGAUCGUCUUUUAAAAGUACCCUAAACAGCCUGUUUGGUUAAUAUUUCUCUGUUAGCACGGUUAGAGUAUUGAUCAGAAAUUAUUUUUAUUGUGGAUUGAUCGAUCAUGAAGGUUGGUUUGUCUUUAGGGGGAGAUUCCUGUUGAAGAGCGAGAGGUUGGGGUCCUGUUCUAGCCAUGGAGCUAGCCUUAGCUUUUCUCUCUGUUGACGUACGUCCCUUUGGUAAGUCGUAUGAAUUUAUUUUUUAUACUUUUCUGCAUAGUUUUUUUUUUCACACCCUUAUGAAAACCAGCCUGAACUGCUCGUUUGCAUGGUGUAAACUACAAAUACGACUGCUGGCCGCUGUGUGUUCUCCCUCCACUACUGGGCAGCUCCUACACAUAAAGCAACAAGUGUCUUUAUUUAUUUAGAUUCCUUCCUCACAUAGCAGAGAAUAUCCCUUCAACAGGUUACAUGUAUGGAUACUGUUGUGAUAUUAGUUUUAUUUAUAUCUUAAGUUGACUUAUACCACUAAUGGAGUUUGUCCAAGUUGGAUUUUUCAGAUUUUUCUGUCCUGUCUUUAGGGUCUCUAAGUGAUAAUCCACAACAGUCUGUGCAUUUUCUAGCAAAAAAAAGAUACGAGAUUAGAAUCAGGUCUUUAAAUCUGCCACGGUUAGACUGAUGGAGAAACAUCUGACUCUGAUCCUGCACAAGAGGUGUGGACAAAAUCAAAAUAGACGCGUGCAAUUCAACUUUGCCUCGUGUAGCAUUUUAGCCCUCGGCCCUACACCCAAAGAGUAAACAGUGCCAGCCAAUCAGCUCCUCCAUUUUCCUGCCAACAGAUACAGUCAGACAGCAGCCAAUCAUGUUGCCUAAUGAGGAGAGAAAGGUGCUUGUUGUUGUGGUGACUUUUCUGGCUAAGCUCCAAUCGUGGAUCACUCACCUUUUUUUAGAAAAGGUUUUGUCUGGUCACGGGUCAGAAAGGCCAGAAAGGUUCUGAACCCCUUAAGCUGACAGUGGUCAUACUCAGGAUAGCUUUAUGGGAAGCAAGGAGUCCAGUUUUAGUAGAAGGUUUUGUGUCACUGUCGGUAAAUCUCCAUGUAGACCCAAUGUAGCUACACUAUCACUAACACACACUAAUAGCAUCCUGAGCUCGGGUUAAAAUUUUGGCAAAAAAAAGUUUUGUAAAUAGAAUCAGCAUAUUUUUUAACACGUCAAACUGUGCUUUUCAUUAUUUGUUCUCUCGUUUUCUUUUCUUGUGUUGUUCUCUGUUCAUCCCCAGGCCAAAUAGUAUUUCUACUGUUGUCACUGUCUGUACUCUGCCGCUCAAGCUUUAUUUUGGUCAACAUUAAGUUCCCAAAGCCUUAAUUGAAAUAACUUUUUUUUUCCCUUAUUGCCACUUGUCUCCACAUUCAGCUCAUCUUAAGCAUUCUGUUCAGUGUAACAUUAAAGUAAUUGAUUUGUGUUAAGCA